Parastagonospora nodorum SN15 is the source of this 468-nucleotide messenger RNA. RefSeq lists its product as hypothetical. Lineage: Eukaryota; Fungi; Ascomycota; Dothideomycetes; Pleosporales; Phaeosphaeriaceae. Bases 1 to 468 code for a protein of 155 amino acids. Gene Ontology annotation, biological process: anaphase-promoting complex-dependent catabolic process. Gene Ontology annotation, cellular component: anaphase-promoting complex. The record is from RefSeq and is a predicted model, not a curated record. Gene Ontology annotation, molecular function: ubiquitin protein ligase activity; cullin family protein binding; zinc ion binding. The transcript has 2 exons.
AUGUCUGCAACGUCGAACACAACCCAGAUUCUUCACGACGCAACGGUGUUAUUUGCAACAGUAAACAGCACCGUGUCUCGGCCGAUAUUCGCUGCCAAAGAUCUCCCUACAUCACACUUCCAGGACACAGAUACCAAAUGCCCUAUAUGCAGAUGUGACGAUUCCGCUGACAUUGACAGCACUGACACAGCGCUACUCACGCAGAUCGUGUGCAUCUAUGUCUGCAGUCACAUAUUCCACCGCAUCUGCCUCAAACUUUGGAUCGAUGGACAGAUCGCGCGCGAGAACAAAGGCACGUGCCCAAUGUAUCGCGCUGUGCUAGUGCAGAGCGCUCAGCAGAGCCUGCAUACUGAGCAGCGACUGGGUAUACCGAGUCUCGGUCGAGCUACGCAGCAGAUUCAACAAGAGAUCUAUCAGAUCAUUGUUCAGAUCAGAGAGCGUGGUGUCGAAAUCACUAGACUAUCCUGA